AUGGACGGCGACGGCGGCGGCGACAUCUUCGACGACGGUUGGUGGGAGGCGAACCAGCAGUCCCUCGACAACAUCUGCCGCGAGGCCGAGGAGAACUCCGCCUCCCGCAACCCUAGCACCGCCAUCCCCGCUCCCGACCCGGCCACCGCCACCCAGCACCACGCGCCGCCCUCCGCCGCCUCGUGCCCUCCUCCCUCCUCCGCCGCGUUUGCCGCUCCCCUCCCCCGCGUCCCCGCCGCCUCGUACCCUCCUUCGUCCUCCGCCGCAUCUGCCGCUCCGCUCCCCCGCGUCCCCGCCGCGCCAAAUGCAUUCGCCGCACCCGCUUCUCCCUUCUACCAGCCUGCCGCCGCCGCCUCCCCCUUCGCGCACCCCUCCCACGUCCCCGCCUCCGCGCCCCGCGCGCCCGUCCACUUCUCGCCUCCCAGGGAGCUCUCCCAGCGCGUCCCGGACAGCGGCUGCGGCGGCGGCUUCUCUCCUCCGCGGGAGUUCUCCCAGCGCCCCUCCUCGUCGGCGGCGGCCGAGGACAGCGACUGCCAGAUCACAGGGGCGGCGGGACCCGACCGGCCCAGGGGCGCGCCAAGGGAGAGGGAUGCCAGGGCGCCGACCCAGGCCCAUGGUGAACGCGUCAAGGCCGUGCCGCCCAGGGGGAGGCUCCCUAGGGCGGCCAAGGAGAAAGAGAGCAAGUCGGCCGAGGAGCUCAAGAGGGAGCUGGAGCGUACCUUGAAGCAGAUGAAUGACUUGAAAAACGAGCACGUUGAGCUGAAGAAAGGCAUGAAAGAGAAAGACCUUGAAAUCGAGGCCAAAGAAGCAGAGAUUCAUAAUCUUAAGAAGGCAAAUGUCAGAGAUAUUUCUAGCAAGGAGAUGGAUAUUGAUCAGCCUUGCCAUACCCCUGCAAAUGAGGCUUUGCAUGCCAGAGGUUCUUGUUGGACAUCCACGAAGAGAGUAUCUUUGGAGGAAAGCGCCCACGCUGAAUUAGAAAGGAACAAAUCUAAGGACAUUAAGACUAAAGGAGUCCAAACAGAUCUUCCACUGAGCAGUGGACAUCUUGAGCGCAAGAAAGUAUUAAUGAAUAACAUCUCUAGCAACCUAUGUGCAAUCUGGGGCAGGCCAGCUAACAGUAUGUUAGGGAGGAGUUUGAUCUCGAAGAUCCUUGCUUCUUGCUCAGAAGAAAUGUUGACACUUUUCCAAUCUGCGAGAUUGCCAGACAAGUGUGAAACCUCUACUGAAGCGAGCUCCUCCAUGAAUAAUGCUAUUUCGGAAGUAUAUGAUACUAUUGUCAAGAUGAAUAGUGACACCAUACCUAUACAGACGCUUCUUGAAGCAUUGCUAAAUCUGUGUGUUGUCGGUAAUGCUGUUGUUGUUGGUAGAGUGCUGCGGAUAUUGCAUAGCAUCUUGCAGAACUUGCUCACUCAUGGAACCAGGUCUAACCAAAGGAACAAUGUUUCUAUUGAGACGUAUGUUGACAAUAACAUCGAAAUGGAGAGGAACAAUCAAGAACACAGUUCUGCUUUGCUGAAUACGCCUGACCAAGAGGAAGAUGGACUUCACAUUGGAAAUAUGUUUCUUCCUUGUACAUUCUGGACUCCAUUCUUCACUGGAGUGCUACAAAUUGCGCUAAAAUAUUCGGAAGAGGGUAUUCGUGUUGAUGCAUUAUCCAUAAUGAUUCUCAUUGUAAGGACCAGUGAUUCCAAAGGGGAGCGUGAAAAAUUUGGAUUUAUUUCUGUAAUGGAAAGCUUGCAUCAGUUGCUGCAGAAAGAGAAUGCAUUGCUCGUAAAGAAGCAUUCGGUGCAUCUACUUUUCUUGCUUUUGAACUGCCCUGUGAUGCUGAAGAUGCUUUGCAGUGGAGGUAAAGAUGGUUCUGAACUGAUGGAAACUGUUGGAUGUGAAAACGAACCACAACAAGCUAUAAACUCAGUUCUUAAGGACUUGUCUGAAUGUUUGACUUGUGAAGCAACAACUUCUCUGGAGCUCAAGCUUUGUCGGCUAGUUGUGAAUCUAUUAGCGUACAUAGCUUCUAGUGGCAAAUUGGGAUAUGAAGUGCUUCUUGGUUCAGUGACUGCCCACGGUGCUAGUUUUCUUGAGUUGACCAUGGAAGUCCUUGCUUCACAGAUGGAAUGCAAAGUUGAUUUUUCAACCGAGGUACAUGAGCUAUUGAAUGAAAGGUAUUUGCUGAUGAGAGAAGUUCUGAUCCUUCUAAACCGACUAGCCUCGCACGCCAUGUUUUCAAAGCCAACCCUGGAGGUGCUGAUGGGGAGCAAGCGGUGCGCGGGGUUGACAAUCGACAUCGCGAUCCGGCUGCCCCAGAGGAGCAAGUACCCCUUGAGGCAGCUAAACCCUCAGAUGGCGAAUGAUCUCGCCGAUUUGGCCCAGAAGUUCCGCUCGCGGGUGUAUGGUUUCCUGGAGGAGCAACAGCAUUCGACAGCUGAGCGUUGCGAUACAGGCGCCUCGGGCAAGCCUCCGAGAGUUCCAAGAUAG
Messenger RNA from Triticum turgidum subsp. durum (durum wheat), 2475 nucleotides. NCBI's taxonomy places the organism in Eukaryota, Viridiplantae, Streptophyta, Magnoliopsida, Poales, Poaceae. The record is from the annotation of a GenBank genome assembly.